Messenger RNA from Alternaria hordeiaustralica, 792 nucleotides. RefSeq lists its product as uncharacterized. The record is from RefSeq and is a predicted model, not a curated record. Bases 1 to 792 code for a protein of 263 amino acids. The transcript has a single exon. Lineage: Eukaryota; Fungi; Ascomycota; Dothideomycetes; Pleosporales; Pleosporaceae.
AUGGAAGCGCACAACAACACAACAAUUGAGCGUCUCAAGAACGCGACCUGGUACUUCUUCGAUCUCGACGACACUCUCCACGAAUUUCGCAAGGCAUCUUCUGCCGCCGUAGACGCGACACUCCACCUCAUCCUGGAAUACCACGCUCACCAUAAACUUUCUUCCUGCAAGCCGCUCACAGUCGCCGAGCUAAGAGCGGAAUACCUCAAGAUCCUCAAAACCGGCACAUCUGCCGCAUUCGUGGAUGGCAAAUCAAGCCAUGAGUACCGCGCCGAGCGCUUUCAGGGUGUUAUGAACGCUUUUGGUAUCGAUUGUACGGAGCAGCAGAUGCAGGUAUUGCUCGACACGUACGAAACUGCAAUUAUGCAGAAUCUGCAACUCAAGGAAGGCGCUAUACCACUCCUUCAAACACUCAAACAACAAGGAAAGAGCAUAGCGAUCAUCACCGAAGGCCCUCAAGAUUCGCAGGAACGUACGGUUGCUGCUUUGGGCUUAGAGCCGUAUUUCGACAGGCUUGUUACAACGAAUAAGCUUGGUGUGGCGAAGAUUGACGGUCUUUUUGGCAAGGCGUUGGAGAUGAUUGGUGUGAAGAGCGAGGAGGUGGUCAUGGUGGGUGACAGCUGGGAUAGGGAUGUUGUUCCCGCGGUGGAAGCGGGUAUCACGUGUGUGUGGUUAGCUGAGAAAGACGAGGGAGGAGAGAGGAUGGUUGCUUUGGGAGGGGAAGAGAAGAGAGUGAUGGUAGUGGAUUCGUUGGUUCGGUUGCAAAGCAUAGUCCUAGAGUCCUCGUAUUGA